AUGAGCUCGCCAUCAUUGGAGGCUGUCGACCGCCAUGACGACCGACACACCACCAUCACCUUCGCACCGGGUGAUCCAUCCAACCCACGCAACUUCCCAUCCUGGCGCAAAUGGCUCAUCGUCUCCGCCAUCACACUCGUAGACCUGAGCGUCUCAUGGGCCGCCUCUGGCUUCUCGCCAGCCACAGAGGACUUUGAGAAAGACUUCAAUGUCAGCGCUGAAGUCGGCGUGCUGGGCCUCUCGCUGUAUGUCCUCGGUCUGGCGUUCGGGCCCAUGACUCUAGCGCCGCUGAGCGAGUACUAUGGCCGGACGGUCAUGUACGUGGUGCCGUAUGGCAUCUUUCUGCUGUUCCUGCUAGGGACGGCGUUGGUGCGGAAUUUGGGAGGGUUUCUUGUGUUGAGAAUCUUAUCGGGCCUCUUCAGCAGCGUGACGAUAGCAAACUUCGGCGGUACCAUCGCAGACCUAUGGCCGCGAGACCAAGUCGGCCCGGCAAUGAGCCUGUUUCUAUGGGCAGCUGUCUGUGGCAGUCCCACGGGCUACUUCCUCCUGUCCUUCGUCGCGGGAAAACGUCCAUGGAGACACGUUUUCUGGGCUUUGCUGGGCAUCUGCAGCGGCUUCUGGCUGAUCAUGACCGUCACACUGGUAGGCUUCGGAAACGAGACGAGGCACUCAGUCCUCCUUCGUCGCCGCGCCGCUCGACUACGCAAAGAACGCAAUGACAGCGGCCUUGAAGUGCCAGACGAGAUGAAGCAGAGAUCUCUGGCCCAACUCUUCCGCGUCACGCUUUCCCGCCCAUUCCGAUUCCUCGCCACCGAAGCCAUCGUGCUUUUCGCAUCUCUCUACAACGGUUACCUCUACGGUCUAUCCUUCCUCUUCAAUGGUGCUUUCAACCUUGUCUUCGGGUCAGAAGGCUAUGGCUUCGAAACUAUCGGUGUCGGUCUCUGCUUCAUCGGCUUCAUCCUCGGCGUCAGCUUAGGUCCGGUCGUCAACAUGUGGCAAGAACGGCGCUAUCAGCGAAGCAUCCGCAACGCUUCUAACACCUCCAGUACCGCCUCACUUGUGCCAGGAGAUGCAGCGACAGCAGAAGAAGACCACUUCCGCAACAUGCCCGAAGCCCGGCUCCAACUCGGCAAGAUCGCCGGCGUCCUGUUUCCGAUCAGCUUAUUCUGGUUCGCUUGGACAUCUGUUCCUUCGUAUAACAUCCACUGGAUGGUCCCUAUUCUGGCUACCGCCCUGUUCGGCUUCAGCUUCUACACGCUCAUCCUGAUGAGCUACCUGUAUGUUGAAGACAGCUACAUGAUCUUCUCUGCUUCUGCGCUCGCUGGAGUAGGACUAGUGAGGAAUCUGGCUGGUGCUGGCUUUCCGUUGUUUGGAACGCAGAUGUUCGAGAACGAGGGUUACAACUGGGCCGGCACUAUUCUGGCCUGCCUCGCAUUGCUGCUCGCCCCCAUCCCAUAUGUGUUAGAGAGGUACGGGGUGAGAUUGAGAGCGAGGAGUCCGUAUGCUAGGCAGCAUAUGGAUGAUGUGGAUGGCAAAGAUGAUGAAGAUUAA
Saxophila tyrrhenica is the source of this 1551-nucleotide messenger RNA. RefSeq lists its product as uncharacterized. The record is from RefSeq and is a predicted model, not a curated record. The transcript has 2 exons. Bases 1 to 1551 code for a protein of 516 amino acids. Gene Ontology annotation, biological process: transmembrane transport. Lineage: Eukaryota; Fungi; Ascomycota; Dothideomycetes; Mycosphaerellales; Extremaceae. Gene Ontology annotation, cellular component: plasma membrane. Gene Ontology annotation, molecular function: transmembrane transporter activity.